UAACCCUUUAACGUCCAACGUGAAACAUAAAAACAUUGAAACAUGCGCUCUUUUAUCGCGAUUUGUAUUCUAUGAAUUUUUUUAGAGGACUUUUCUCACUCAGAACGUCUUCUUUGACCCCUUAUGCGUGAAUUUGAUGCAUUUGUAACAUGGAAAAACAAUUACAUUCAUAAAUAAUUGAAAAAAUAAAAUGUUUCACGUUUGGGUCAGCGUAUGACCCAAAAAACCUUAAAGGGUUAAAGAAGAAGAAAUAACGAAAACGUCUUCCGGCCUUUUAAUUUAUUUUCUUGGUUUAUAUUCUGCCAUUAUAAGUGCCUUUUCAUCCAAUAAAUCCAGAAGUUUAUUAAAAAAAAAACUUUUUAAGUAUUAUUUGCAUUGUAAAAGUGGUAAAGAUAGAGUUAAGGUUAUUUAUAUAGACGGGAUUUUUUAAUUUAUUUUUUAGGGAAACGCUUUACAACAGAGUCUGAUUUAAAUUUUCCACAAAGAUGUAUUUACGAAGCCACCGCAAGAGGAAAAUGGAGUUACAAGCAGCCGAAGAAAUUGGAAAAAAAUCAUUCCGGGAAGGUGAAGACUCCAUCCUGCGGCUCAACGAUGAUUGCCUCUGUCACAUCUUCUCAUUCCUCAACCUACAAGAUCUCAUGGUGGCAGAAGAAGUUUGUACGCGGUUUGAAGCUGUGGCACAGCAAAUGUAUAAAUUCAUCAAAAAAUUGGAUUUUGCCACAGACUUGCAAAAUGACAUAACAUCACCAAAGGCAAUUAAAGCUGCUUGCCGUGUGGGAUCUUAUGUUAGCUCCAUAAAGGUUGUUGGCUUUGAAUAUAACAACAAGGAUAUAAAGGAUAAAGUAGACUUUUCCCAAUUCCUAAGGAUGUACUUUACAAAUUUGCAAAAAGUUGUUUUGGGAUUCCUGGAUAUACAAAAAUGUAAUGAAUGUAUUACGAAUUUGGCUGUUGCUUUCAAAGAAGUCAAAGAAGUAGAGUUGUACUCUUGCAAAAUCCCGGACAACAAUCUCAAGAUUCUGUUCCAAAUUGAUCAACUCGAAGUAUUUCAAUGUUAUUACGAUGAUAUACUUGAUGGAACUUUCAUGGAAGGGCUCACGAGGAAUAUCAGGCAGAUAACCAUGUGCGGUUGUUAUAAUGUGAAGAGUGAAAAAUUCAAAAAAUUCUGCAGAGAACACCCAAAUUUGAAGAGCCUCAACAUUUGUUCAUACGGAUGGAUUAAUAAGACAUGCUUGAGUACAAUCGCUGAACAUCUAAAGGAACUGGAAACCCUCCAAAUGUCAGAUUCAUAUUAUUAUGUUUCAAGUGACGAUUACGCCGUUUUGGCGGAUUUACCAAUGCUAAAGCAUUUUAAAAAUUUGCCUAUCCCAGGAAAUUCUUUGGGUAAUUGCAAUUUACUUCUUCAACAAAUAUGCAAACACAAUCAAUUGGAAUCCUUGGCAUGGCGUUACAGACCCAUUGCUCUUGAAAAGGAAAAUGAGACAGCCCUUCGAAAGCUUACUAAACUCAAAGAAUUGAAUGUAUCUGAUUCAACGUGGCUUGUUACAUUCUCGGAUUCCACAUUGGACUCCUUGUCUACAUGCCUGGAGUAUCUUCACAUUUAUGAAUCGAGAAUCUCACUUGAACAUCUUGAAAAGUUUAUCAAGAAGUGCAAAUUUUUAAAACUCCUCAAUGUGCCAUUUUGCCAAGAUAUUAAUGAGAAUUUUAUUCUGCGUAUUCUUCCACAUCUCAAGGAGAGAUCCCACAUGUUGGAACUUGUGAUUUGUCAAUUCAAAACUCUCGAUAAAAUCUCUGUAGAAUUUCGGAGGACCUACAUUGGAAUAAAUUCGUCAAAGUUAAUGAUUACUUUUGAAUAAUAAAAAAUAAGGAUGUGAAUUAAGGGAAUUAUGUGAGAUUAAUGAAAUAAAAUUUACCUAUC
Messenger RNA from Lutzomyia longipalpis, 1915 nucleotides. RefSeq lists its product as uncharacterized. Gene Ontology annotation, molecular function: protein binding. Gene Ontology annotation, biological process: SCF-dependent proteasomal ubiquitin-dependent protein catabolic process. The transcript has 2 exons. Lineage: Eukaryota; Metazoa; Arthropoda; Insecta; Diptera; Psychodidae. Bases 486 to 1853 code for a protein of 455 amino acids. Gene Ontology annotation, cellular component: SCF ubiquitin ligase complex. The record is from RefSeq and is a predicted model, not a curated record.